Molecule: messenger RNA, 2440 nt
Organism: Aspergillus candidus
Lineage: Eukaryota; Fungi; Ascomycota; Eurotiomycetes; Eurotiales; Aspergillaceae
Exons: 7
Coding region: 89-2440 (783 amino acids)
Source: RefSeq, a predicted model, not a curated record
UGAGUCGUCAGCAGCCGAAGGUAAGUGCGAUGUACCCUGAUAGGGUCAUAUGGACGGAUCCAACUGCUUUUGACAGAUCCUCGCUCACAUGUCUUCAGAAUGGCAGCUCGUAGGAUAUGGCCGGGAGAGCUUGAAACCUCAUGCAUCCAAAGCCACACCUGCCAAACCUACCAAACCCAUCCAGCCUGUUCAAACACAGCCUACCGACCCGGCCCAACCCGUCCAGCGUCCGGAGCCUGUCUGCAAAGAUCAAGCUACUGCCAGCAAAACACAGCCGGAAACCCUGAAGAGACCGCAAAAACAACAGAAAGCGCAGGUUCCGUAUUCUCAGGCCCUUAAGCGCCCAGCUCCCCAUAUCGCCACGCAGCCUCGGGGCAGUUAUCAGAGCGCUAGAGGACGGGGAAGCUCCAAUGCGAAACGUGGACAGGGAACGCCAGCUCAACAGUCGAGCCGUCUCUUCAGCGAUUCCCCUGCUAAGUCAAAGUGGAGAGUGGGCACUCCGCCUACAGCGUCUGUGAGAUUGUCUAUUCCAUGGGGAUCAUUCAAGCAUGAAUUCUUCGCAGCAGCAAGGUCGUCCGUGAUGGGUAGCGAUUCAUCUGCGACACAGUGUCGAUAUGAAGUCUUUGAAGUGAUCAACCGGAAGACUGGUGCCUACGUUAAACCCCCUCAUUUUUCAGACCCUUUAAUCCAUAUAUGGGGUGAGCUGUCGCAAGCGGCAUCUGCUCAAGACAUUCUUCAACAGGUUUUGAAUAAAUGUAAAAGCAUUUCAACGACCCUGAAGAAGAAAUCAGAAUGGGCCAGAAUCCACGGCCAUUCCGAAACCAAGGAGGCCAGGUUCGAGUUGCAAGAGCGACAUGGAGCUAUCUUACAGCAACUUCGAAGACCGCCAGAGUCGCUUGCCAUGUACCCUGAACAGUUGCUCUUCUUAUGGCCACGGGACGGCCCGUCUCUCCGAGAUUCUCUUGGGCCACAGCUGGAAGCCUUGGACACCAUUCGGGCGAAGUUCGCGUGUCAUCUGUACAUUCCAAAUGGCCUUGCGGACUUCAUCUGUGUUGUUGGUUGUGAUCAUGACACGAUCAAGGAAAUUGUUCGCCGUCUGAGGACGAAGUGGAGUGAAAUAAUCGCGAGCAUCAGCGUCAAAGCUAAAGUUUAUGUCGUCGAACCCCCGCCGUCUGGCACCGUGAGCAAGAUUCUUACCGAAAAACCAAGGAAUGCGCCUUUCGUGGAAUUUGCUCUAGUUCGCGACAAGAUUGAAGGGACGGCCCUUCAACAGUGGCUGGCCCGAGCUGCUAUGAUCCGAUCCAAGAACGAUACUCGUCUUCUGAACGCCAUUGAGAGGUCACUGCGGGGUGUCGCCUUCGUUCGAGGACACUUGCGCAUGCGUGUGAACCUUGGCUCAUUUGUUCUCUACGAGUACCGCCGUCCAGUAAACGGCAAGUCUUACGAUUUUGAAGAGUUCCGGGAGAUGCUCCUACAUGAGCAAACUAAGGGUCGUCUGAUUCCGGGAUUGAAAACAAAGCAGGAUAAUCUUCUCCAGAGAUGCUAUGAAGCAACCGAUCUUCUCGCACCAUAUGAGCGCACGUCGUCGUCGUUGAAAGAUCAUGAACUUCUGUACUCUGUUAACUUCGAAUUCCAAGGGUCGAACACUGCGAUGCUACGCCUCGAGGCCGAAUUCGCCAAAAGUCCUGGGGCGCACGAAUACGAAGUCACGCAAAGAAGAUGGCUCAGGCCUCGUGGAAGUGGCUCAGUUACUGAAAAUCGUCCUCCCUUGCAGAUUGGAGUCGUUGACCUUGAGAGAUCGGAUUGGCAGAUAGAGAUCAAAUCCCUUGAAUUCUACGAGGCGUCUGCGAUCGAUUCCAAAUUGAGGGCGUUUUCUCACUCUGUGCGGUUCCAAAGGAGUUCUGAUACUGGCGACAUUUGCGCGGCGCCUCGUAGGAAGGUCAUAUUCCCAGACUCGGAUCCAGUUUCACGGUUUGUCGAAAAGACUGCCAUUAGGUAUCGGCUGAAAGGAACAAACUAUAUCUUCGAGAUUGCCCGCUAUGAUGAGUACAGCCGUCCCCGUGGCGCGGCCCUUUUCGGAACUGCCUCGGUCUCUUGGGGAGCGUCUGUGUUCGAUCCCAACUGGGACAAUUUGUUGGGAGAGCAUGCAAACCUACCAGUCGGUCAUAGUGCCAGAUACAGCCCCGAUCUGCACACGUUCUUCCCGUCUCGAAAGCCAAGCUCCGAACCAAAUUAUCCGGGCGUCUGGGAGUUUAUCGGCUUGGUCAGACUGGUUGCCGAAUUGCUUGGUCCAGUCCGGGCUUUGACUGAGCACGCUAUGCAUCCUGCACCUGCUUCGAGGGGCGCCAAUAUCAAGAAAGAACCGAUUCCGUCAAAUGACGCAGUGGCUGUUGGUGACCGUGGCGGGAUGCUCGAUGCUGACCUUGGUACUCUUUUUUGA